Messenger RNA from Coregonus sp. 'balchen', 2453 nucleotides. The record is from the annotation of a GenBank genome assembly. NCBI's taxonomy places the organism in Eukaryota, Metazoa, Chordata, Actinopteri, Salmoniformes, Salmonidae.
AUGACGUCCGUCUAUGUAUUUCUAACUUAUUUUUUCAUUUGACUGUCUGAGAAUGACUCACUAGCCCCAUUUCGAAAGAGACUAUCAGUAAUUUGAGUAAUGCAUAUUAUGACAGGCAACAUUACUCACCAGUCGAGGCUCCAUGGCGUCAUCCAAUAACUUUUAGCCUGUUAUUAGGCACUGUUUAAUAGUGGAUAUGAUUCGUCUGCUCUCCAUGUUGUCAAUUAUGCUUUGUAUGUGCAAGAAAAAAGGGGAUAUACAGUAUUUGCACACAGUGAGUUCUUCUAGGUAGUUAUUUAAUUGUGCAUUUGAAAUGUGGUUCCACAUUUCCUAUCAAACACAAAUCAUACAACCCCCUAGGAUAGGCCUACAGGUUACCAUGUGGUUCAGUCAUGUCCUACAUAUAUCACAAUGAAACCCACUAAAACUCCCUUGAGACAUGUUCCGUGUAGCUCAGUUGGUAGAGCAUGGCGCUUGCAACGCCAGGGUUGUGGGUUCAAUUCCCACGGGGUACCAGGAUGAAAAUGUAUGCACUCACUAAUUGUAAAUGUAAGUCGCUCUGGAUAAGAGCGUCUGCUAAAAUGACUAAAAUGUCAAAUGUAAAACAACCCAUGCGACUCUUUCAGAUGAGUGUGAACAUCUCCUCUCCCGCCCCUGCGCCUACUCGUCCCCUGCGGCUGAAGCGGCUGGAGCUGGACGACCCUCAGGACUACACAGAGGCCCUGAAAUGCAAGCGUCCUCGACUGAGCCUGCCACCCUCAUCCCCCGGCCUGGCCCCCUGCUUGAGGCCCCUGAGCCACAGCCCGGGCCCCGUGGGCUCCAACCACCACUGUGUGUCCUGCAUUGGGCCCUACGUCUUCCUUGAACCCACAGAGGGGACAGAGACGUACAGGGCCAUCCAUAGGGUCACAGAGCAGGAGUACACCUGCAAGGUACGUAUUGUAGCUACAUGACCGGAUAGAGUGGUGUGACUGUCACACUCGGUUUGCUUAAUCAACUGUCUGUCGGUACUUGCUUGAUACUGUGCCUGUGAAAUCAACCUAUGCACACACAUCCCUUUUGUGCCAUUCAAGUUCAGUUUAUUUGUCAUAGGCACAGGAACACAUGGUGUUCUUUGGCACUCAAGAGUGGGUACAUUAUCCUCCGGAGAUAAAGAAUAUGCAUAGCUGUAAUGUAGUCCAGUCUGUAAUUUGACCGUGACCUUAUGAACUCAGAACUGUAACAUAACUCUACCCUGUGUCCUCUACCAGGUGUUCUCUAUGAGGCGGUACCAGGAACUCAUUGCCCCCUACGCCCGCCUACUGCCUCACGACAACAUCUGCCGCAUCGCAGAGGUGGUGACGGGCGAGCGCAGCGUCUACGUCUUCUUUCAGCGCAACUACGGUGACAUGCACUCUUACGUGCGCACGUGCAAGCGGCUCCAGGAGGAGGAGGCGGUGCGUCUCUUCGGCCAGAUGGCAGCGGCCGUGGCCCACUGUCACGAGCACGGUGUUGUCCUGCGUGACCUCAAGUUGCGCAAGUUUGUCUUCGUGGACAAGCAGAGGUUAGUAGUUGAUACUUUUCUUAACUUAAUUGAGUUUUAGCUGAGGAACAUGAUCAUUGGAUCAUCUGUUUGCAGGUUGGAUUGCCUUACAGUAGUGACUGAGACCUGGCCCAAAUUAAUCAUCUGAAUGUUUAGACGGCCAGGCAUAUGUGGACUGUUUACUUCCAUUAUGUCACUGUUAAAGAAAGCCCUUUAGUUAGGCAACUGUUAAAACGACUCUAAAGAUCUUCAUGACGCCUUAAUCACACCAUCAUAACAACCAUGUCAUAUAGGACUGUAAUUUCUCCAACCCUGUAAACACAGGUGUCAUUCCAGACAGUUAUGUAAGCCACUGUAUUAUGCAUGCAUAUGACCCAGUGCACCUCCUGUAAAUCACACAAAGCAGAAAACAUGUCCCACCAUGGGGGAUUUGAUUACUAUGAUGACUCAACCUCUCUCUCUGGUUCUCCUUAGGACCAAGCUUGUUCUUCAGAACCUGGAAGACUCAUGUCUGCUCCACGGGGACGACGACUCUCUGACGGACAAGCACGGCUGCCCGGCCUACGUGGGCCCCGAGAUCCUCAACUCGCUCCACUCCUACUCAGGGAAGGCUGCCGACGUGUGGAGCCUGGGUGUGGUGCUGUACACCAUGCUGGUGGGACGUUACCCUUUCCAAGACGUGGAGCCUGCUGCGCUCUUCAGUAAGAUCCGCCGGGGGGCGUUCACGGUGCCAGAGUCGCUCUCAGUGCAGGCCAAGUCGCUGGUGUGCUGCAUGCUGCGAAAAGCUCCCUCAGAGAGACUGGAGGCCUCGGAGCUGUUGUUCCACCCGUGGCUGAACUGUUCCAACAACACAACACCUAACACGCACCUCAACCCCAGGAACUGCACUGACCAAGUGGUCCCCAGCUACACCGAAGACACGGGUUUCUAG